AUGGAUGCCAGUGAAAAUAAACAUUUCAUGUUAAAUAACAAAUUCGAUGGUUGUAUCCCGCUCAAACACUUGUUUGGAUUUUGUGAAGAUUAUAAAAAAAUACUACUCAACUGUAAUCAACAAAUAAUUUUAAACAGAUCAUCUACAGAUUUUGAUGCGUUGUAUGUUUUGACGACAACUCCUAAUGAAAAACUUAAAAAAGUAGCCAUUGAAUUAAAUAAAAUUAUCUGGAAGAUGCCCAUCAUCAGAGUUAGUGAUAAAGAAAAAAUAAAACUGUUAAAAGUAUUAGACUCUCGUAAACCAGUUGCUUGUGCGUUCAGAAAUUGGGACUUGUGCGAUUUGUUGGAGAAACCUAGAUUUGCAUUAAUCGGACUUCAAACCGAUCGAAAAAAUAAUUUAUUUAAUCCAUCAGGACGAUUCGAUCACUGCUAUUUGAAAAACCUAAAAGUACAUUUAAACUCUGAAGUAUAUCCAUAUGAAGAUUUUCGUGCAGAUUUCACAAACAAUGUUACUGCUAUAUUGUACAAGGCAUAUGCUGAAUUCCAGAAAUCGUACUACGAGAGAGAGUAUAGUGACCCUUUACUUCCUAAAAAUAUUUUUCAACAAUUUGUACCAAUCGUAUUCGUGGAUUUAUCACGACAGAAUGACAACGUAAAAUCAUCGACUGUAGAUUUACGAAUUGAAUUCGAAACAGACAAGGCCAUUCCAGCAAAAACCGCAGCUUAUUGUCUCAUUUUACACGAUCAAAUUAUAACUUAUAACCCGUUUAAUGGUGAUGUAAGGAAAUUGUAA
Aphis gossypii (cotton aphid) is the source of this 792-nucleotide messenger RNA. RefSeq lists its product as uncharacterized. The transcript is spliced from 2 exons. The coding region runs from base 1 to 792 and encodes 263 amino acids. NCBI's taxonomy places the organism in Eukaryota, Metazoa, Arthropoda, Insecta, Hemiptera, Aphididae. The record is from RefSeq and is a predicted model, not a curated record.